GUGUAUUGAGGUUAAGGAAUUCUCCCCAGCUGCCUGCCCAGGGUCAGUUCAGAAUCAGGGGUUCAUGGGGUCCCUUCACCCUGCAGGUGAUCAUUUGGAGGGUGUUUAGGAAGAUGGGUAGUGGGAGUCAGGUGCUGGCCAGCAGAGGUCACACGUCCAGGGAGGGGAUCAACAUGGCCGACUUUCCCCGGACUGUACUAAUCUCAGGCUGCUCGUCAGGAAUUGGCCUGGAGCUUGCAAUGCAGCUGGCUCAUGACUCCAGGCAGCGCUACCAGGUGGUGGCCACCAUGAGAGAUCUGGGAAAAAAGGGGACACUGGAGGCAGCUGCCGGAGAAGCUCUGGGUCAGACCCUCACUGUGGCCCAGCUGGAUGUGUGUAGCGACGAGUCAGUGGCCCAAUGUCUCAGCUGUAUCCGGGGAGGAGAAGUGGAUGUGCUGGUGAAUAAUGCUGGAGUGGGCCUCAUGGGGCCCCUAGAGGGGCUCAGCCUAACUACUAUGCAGAAUGUCUUUGAUACCAACUUUUUUGGAGCUGUCCGUCUUGUCAAAGCUGUGCUUCCUGGCAUGAAGAGAAGGCGGCAGGGCCACAUUGUGGUGGUCAGCAGUGUCAUGGGGCUGCAGGACCCCCAAAGGGUCUGCCUUCCUCCAAUCCUCUCAGGUGUUGUCUUCAACGAUGUCUAUGCAGCCUCCAAGUUUGCCCUGGAAGGAUUCUUCGAGAGUCUGGCCAUCCAGCUGCUCCAGUUCAACAUCUUCAUCUCCCUGGUGGAACCUGGCCCAGUAACCACUGACUUUGAAGGAAAGCUCCUGGAGCAGGUUUCCAUGGCCGAGUUCCCAGGCACUGACCCUGACACCCUGCACUACUUCCGGGAUCUCUACCUCCCAGCUUCCAGGAAGCUCUUUCGCUCUGUGGGGCAGAGCCCACAAGAUGUGGCCCAGGUUAUUGUCAAGGUCAUCAGCUCAGCCAGACCACCCCUACGACAACAGACGAAUGCCCGCUACUAUCCGCUGAUGGCACUCAAAGCCGCUGACCCCUCUGGCAGCCUGUACGUGCGAAACGCCCACCGCCUGCUCUUCCGCUGGCCACGCCUCCUCAGCCUUGUACUCCGUUGUCUGGCCUGCAGCUGCCUCCGUACCCGGGUACAGCCCUGGUGAGCAUUGUCCAACCCUCCUCACCCCUGAACAGCCAGACUUCUUCAGUACACAUCCAUCUCAGAGGCCCUACAGACUCUUCAUUCAUUCAUUCAUUCAUUCAUUCAUUCAUUCAUUCAGCAAACUGCCUGAACUACUCUGUGCUUGGGCGUUGCUUAACCUCCAGGCACAGAUCCCUCUGUGGUCAGGACUGGGGCAGAGGGAGGGAACCUAGGACCCUGGGAUGAGGAGUCCAGAGUGAGUUGCUAGUGCUGUGUCUGGGAAGGCAAGGGAGGCUUCCUGGAGGAAGGUGCAUUGUCAAUGGACACUAGAGAGUGAGACAGACUGUCUCAUUCAACCUCAGGACUUUAUUAUCUUGGGCCUGGGAAUACAGGAAUGAUCCAAACACCUCCAUCCCCCUCCCACACAAGCAUAGAGCUGGGGUGACUAGAGGGUCUCUGGACUUUCCUGGUCACACACUCACUCCAUCAGUAAAAUGUGUUGGUGCACACACCAGCAAUGUACGAAUACAUAUAUUUUUCAUAAAAAUGUCAGUGUAACCGCUAACAAUCGCUAUAUUAACUAUUUACUAAAGCUCAAUUUCUCUUGUCUAAAUAAAAAAUUAUAAAGCAGUAGGGUCCACCUCACACCCAUGAGAAUACUACUAUCAAAACAAAACAAAACAAAACAAAAAGGGCCAGCCGAGUGGCGCGAUGGUUAGGAGUUGGCUUGGGACGCCAGC
Hipposideros armiger (great roundleaf bat) is the source of this 1866-nucleotide messenger RNA. RefSeq names its product retinol dehydrogenase 8 (gene RDH8). The transcript has 6 exons. Gene Ontology annotation, biological process: estrogen biosynthetic process; retinol metabolic process. Gene Ontology annotation, cellular component: cytoplasm; cytosol. Bases 114 to 1148 code for a protein of 344 amino acids. The record is from RefSeq and is a predicted model, not a curated record. Gene Ontology annotation, molecular function: all-trans-retinol dehydrogenase (NAD+) activity; estradiol 17-beta-dehydrogenase [NAD(P)+] activity. NCBI's taxonomy places the organism in Eukaryota, Metazoa, Chordata, Mammalia, Chiroptera, Hipposideridae.